Molecule: messenger RNA, 1698 nt
Organism: Fusarium odoratissimum NRRL 54006
Lineage: Eukaryota; Fungi; Ascomycota; Sordariomycetes; Hypocreales; Nectriaceae
Exons: 8
Coding region: 391-1698 (435 amino acids)
Source: RefSeq, a predicted model, not a curated record
GUAAAUAAUAGUACUUAAAUAUAGUGGCUGGUGUUGUUCAAGCUUUAGUUGAUGGUAGCAUUUCUCAGGCUGUGCCCUUCCCGUGAUUUGACUUUGAAUACGCUGUGAGACCCUGGAGAGAAGGAGGGACGUGGUACGUGUACCACCAUCACAGCCUCACUCACAGGCUCAGACUGAAUCACUCACUCACACCGCGCCGAACUCUUUCUUUGUUCUUGACCUUAAUCACUCUUUGUCACAGCCAAAAAGACAACGCCAAAACAAUUGCUGCACUUGAUAACUCAUAGACAUAUAGAACUUCCUCUCUGUCUUGCAUUUUAAACACUCUCUCUUCGCUCCUAAACUCAACCUUCUCAUCCCUCGUCUUAAUUCAUGAAAUAAUCAACCACUAUGUCCAACUCGGAUCCUUGCCCCUUCUGCGGCUUCAAGCCGGGCCAAGGCGAAUAUGAACUCAUUCUACACAUAGAGCAGCAACACCCAGACGCUGACGGCUCACCACUCACCACCUCCGGAGAUCCCAUUUCAUGUCCAGAAGGUUGCGGUGAGAUCCUUCAGCUGGACGAGCUAGCUUAUCAUCUUGAGCUUCACGAGCUCGAGGCGCAGGACGCCACCCCCGAGCCAGAGCCGGAACAGACUCCCACUGUGGCUCGGAAGCCGGAGCCGUCGACUAGAGAGAGAGAGCGGAAGCACAAGAAAGUCAGCGCUAUCCAGGCGUGGAAGGACCUCUUUUCUGGGCGUAGCUCUCAUGGGAAGGAGAGUAGCAGUAGCAGUAACAGUAGCAGGACACGGCACAAGACCAAGAGAGAGGAUGCUGGUAUCAUCAAGACUACCAGCAGAGGCUCUUCAAGUCGCGAUAAGAAUGGCGAACGAGCUAAAUCCAACGUUCGUCUGGGGAAAUCUGAUCUUGGCAGGUUUGCGCAUGAGAGAAAGAUGCCCCCUUGGCUUGUAGACCUUCUGAAAGAUGAAGGCCAGGUUGUCAACGAUGGUGUUCUGCCUGUUCUAAGUCAGCUUUUGGAACAAAGUCCUUCAACACAGUAUGCCUACCUGUGUCACCCUGCGGUACAACAUGUUUCCAAAUUGAGACGAGAAGGCGGUUUCUGCGGUUAUCGAAAUAUCCAGAUGCUCACUUCAAACAUCAUCUCAGCCCAGAGAGAAGGCUCGAAUCACUUUGGACGCACAUUUCCCUCCAUCUUCCAGAUCCAAGAUCUCAUUGAGAAUGCCUGGGACAUGGGUAUCAAUGCCCAGGGAAGGGCGGAAACCGGGGGCGUAAAGGGGACGAGAAAAUACAUUGGCACACCAGAGGCACAGGCUGUGUUUCUCAGCUUGGAGAUUCCUUGCUCCGUUCAAGCAUUUAAGGAUCAGGAACGCGGCAAGUCGAAACAACGUCUCUUUGAAGCUAUCGAAGGAUAUUUUCAUGGAGGUAUCACAAGCGUCGAAGAUCGAAUUCAUCAUACGGAACUGCCACCAAUCUACCUACAACACCCAGGACACUCUUUGACAAUCGUCGGCUUCGAGAGGCAAAUGGACGGGCAGGCGAAUCUAUUGGUAUUCGACCCUAGUUUUCGUGAUUCUACAAAGAUCCGAAACCUCAUCGGCAGAACAGUUCGUCAGAAGCCCUCUUCAAUCGAUAGUUUCUUGCAGCCAUAUCGUCGUGGCUCUCACUACUUUCGCAAGUACAACCAAUAUGAGGUGCUCUAG